UCGACAUGCUCUCUAAGUAGACAAUUUCCUUUUCAUGUAUGAAAGAAACUAUUCCAAUCUAUUUGAUAUUGUAUUUCGAUACAAUUCACUUAUCUUAACGUUUUAUGAAAGGGAACGUUUUCCAAGGCAAACGAGCAUAACUUGUCGAAAAAGCGCCUCUCACCGGAUACAACCAUUACAACUUCUGAACCCAGUGUGUCAGAUGGGGGAACCGAUGGUAAUUGAUUUGGAUGAGAUGAAUAAACCGGAGAUGAGCAGUGCCAAGAAGAGUUUGAAGCGGAAGCGAGUCUCGAUGAUUGAGAGUCUGAGUAAGGAGGAUCGGGAGGCGAGGAUUGUUGCGUUGCGAGAGGAGAUGAGUAGUUUGUUUGCCUAUUUUGGGGAGAUUUUGGAGGCGAGGAAGAGAGAUGGAGUGGAUUUGGGGGUUUCUGGUAAUUCGUUGAUUGCGUGUUUGUUGGAAGAGAGUAGGUUGCCCCUUUCGAAGCUUGUCGAUGAGAUUUACGAGAAAGUGAAGGAGAGAGAGGAGGAUGUUAGUGUGGCUUCUGUGAGGAGUUCUGUGCUGCUUAUUGGUCAAAGAUCGUUUUACGGAUUGGCGAAUGUCAAUGCAGAUGUAUUGGAGGAUGAUUCUGAGGCUUGCCUUUGGUGCUGGGAGACCCGAGAUCCAAAGCUGAUUCCAAAAUCAAUGCGUGGAGCACUGAAAAUUUGGCGGACAUGUCGAAAGAAGAUACAGGAGAGGAUAACUGCUGUUUCUGCAUUGAUCAGUGCUCUGGAGAAGGUUGAUCAUGAUCAGACCCACAGACAAGAGUUGACAAAAGCUUCAGAAAGGCUCGGAAAAGUUUUAAGCGAGGCAGAUAUCCGUUUAUUGAUAGGAAGCAUGGUACAGAAAAUUGGAGCUGACAUGGCUGAGAAAGGUGGGAAACGAGAGCAGACUUUGUUGAUCAAGCAAAUGGAAAAAAACAAGCGUGAGGCCGAGAAGCAGAAGAAGAGAGUUGAGCUUGAACUUCAGAAGGAAAAGUUGCAAAGUGAGAAGGAGCUCAAACGGUUACAAGAUGAGGCUGAUAAAGAGGACAGACGUCGCGAGAAGGAAGAAUCUGAAUUAAAGAAACAGCUAAAAAGGCAGCAAGAGGAAGCAGAGAGAGAUCAACGACGUCGUGAGAAGGAAGAAGCUGAACUGAAGAAGCAACUAGCUCUUCAGAAGCAAGCAACACUCAUGGAACGCUUCCUUAAGAAGUCGAAAAAUAGUCCACCCUCUCAGAAGGCGGCAUCUCCAGGAGAUAUAAGAACUGCCGAUUUACCUCGUAACAAAGCUACACAGGUUCUGGAAUCAGUCACUUUGUCCAUGGACUCAAUUCUUUCACAAUAUGAUGGAGCUGGGGCUGAAAAUUUAUGGAAGUCACACUUGAAUUCUUGGCGCUGCUCAGGUCAUUCUAUUAGGACUGACAGAAAACAGCACUGGGGCGUUCGUCGGACACCGAAGACAGAACUAAUUAAAGAACUCAAGCUAACAGGGACAGAAGAACAUUGUGAUGAGGAAUUGAUCACGGAAAAGCUAGCUGAUGAUUCUGGUGAAAGUAAUAGCAAUUGCAGGGAGUGUCAUACAAAUAAAGAUGAACCAGUUUCAAAAAACUUAAGCCGCAGGCGAAUGAGGCAGUUGUUGCAAUUUGAUAAGAGCCAUAGACCUGCAUUUUAUGGCACUUGGCCCAAGGAAAGUCAACUUAUUAAACCUCGCCGGCCUUUUAAUAAGGAUCCAGACUUGGACUAUGAGAUUGACAGUGAUGAAGAAUGGGAAGAGGAGGAACCUGGUGAAAGCUUGUCAGAUUGUGAUAAAGAUGAUGAAGAAGAAAUUCUGGAAGAUGGACCUUCUAAAGCUGAAGAGGAAGAUGAAAGUGAAGAUGGCUUCUUUGUUCCUGAUGGAUAUCUUUCAGAGAAUGAGGGAGUACAAGACAAAAUGGAAAGUGACGAAGAUUUGGUUCAGGCAGCCAACAGUUUGUCUAGUUGUAAGGCGGACAGUGAGGAACUCUCAGUGUUUUUUCGCCAGCAGAAGUAUCUUCAUAAUUUGACGGAGAAUGCUCUUCGAAAAAGUCGGCCUUUGAUCAUAUCAAAUUUAUUGCACGAAAAGGCCAUACCAGUACUGUGUGGAGCUUCUAAAGGUACAUCAGAACUUGAACAAACAUGUCUGCUUGCCUUGAGUAUGCGUGCUCUCCCUAGUUAUCCUACUAUAGAGAUAUCACUCAGUGAAGAUGUUAAAGAUGAGAAUCUAGAAGCUAGCCCAUCAAGCAAUAAGGGGAAAACCACACCAGUAGCCGAUACAAAAGCUAUACUAGACUCAGAUUUGUCCGAGAUGGUGCCUAUCAUUCAGUCCAACUCCCAGGGUAUCAACAAAGUGGUGAAUUCAUUACAACAAAAGUUUCCUGAUAUCUCAAAAUCCCAAUUAAGGACCAAAGUACGUGAGAUAUGUCAUUACACAGAUAACCGCUGGCAGGUCAAGAAAGAUAUUUUGAACAAGCUUGGGAUGUCACCUUCCCCAUCCCCAGAUACAAGUAAAAAGAACAUGAAGAAUAUAGCUUCUUUUUUCUCCAAAAGGUGCCUCCCUCCUGAAGGUAAAACUGAAAACCAAGUUGAGGCCUCUUCGACUCCCCCAAACGAUCAGCUCUCCAAUUGCAUCCAAAUCGACACAUAACACAAUCAGUAGCCAUCUGUUAGGUGAUACGACAUAUCGUACAUUUGUUUCUGUCUGGUGUAUGUUUAUUUUCAUGCAAAUCAUGGUACAUGUAUGCAUAUCUACUUUUGAAGUUUAAUUUUAAUGGGACUUGUUUUGCUUUA
This is a messenger RNA of Daucus carota subsp. sativus, 2820 nucleotides long. RefSeq names its product chromatin assembly factor 1 subunit FAS1. The transcript is spliced from 13 exons. Gene Ontology annotation, biological process: nucleosome assembly. Gene Ontology annotation, cellular component: CAF-1 complex; nucleus. The coding region runs from base 35 to 2677 and encodes 880 amino acids. Lineage: Eukaryota; Viridiplantae; Streptophyta; Magnoliopsida; Apiales; Apiaceae. The record is from RefSeq and is a predicted model, not a curated record.